Messenger RNA from Saccharomycopsis crataegensis, 2100 nucleotides. RefSeq names its product mRNA-binding ribosome biosynthesis protein NOP4 (gene NOP4). Gene Ontology annotation, cellular component: nucleolus. Bases 1 to 2100 code for a protein of 699 amino acids. The transcript has a single exon. Lineage: Eukaryota; Fungi; Ascomycota; Saccharomycetes; Ascoideales; Saccharomycopsidaceae. The record is from RefSeq and is a predicted model, not a curated record. Gene Ontology annotation, molecular function: mRNA binding.
AUGUCGAAUCCGAGAAACAAACAUAGAAAUAAUAAUAAUGAACAGGGUUUAGAUAAAAAAACAUUAUUUGUUCGCCUGAUUCCUUUUGAUGCCACUUCAGAAGAAUUAUCCGAUUUCUUUUCCCAGUUUGCACCAAUUAGACAUGGGGUUAUUGUCACUGAUAAUGAAAAUAAUUCCAGAGGUUUUGGGUUUGUUAGCUUUGCUUUAGAAGAAGAUGCCCAAUUAGCCUUAGAAAAAGGAAGAAAAGAGAAAUUCAAGGGAAGAGUAUUAAGAGUUGACGUUGCUAAGAGAAGAGAAAGAAACACAAAGAAAGAUCCAUCCUUAGAUGAUGAUGAGGAAGAAGAGCAAGGAAAUAAGCCAGCACCAGUCACCGACUAUAAUGAUAAAGAAGCUUUUUUCAAGAAUGAAAUUGAAGAUAAAAAGAGAUCAAGAUUAAUUAUCCGUAACUUGCCUUGGUCAAUACGUAACCCAGAAGAAUUAACUAAGCACUUCCAAAGAUAUGGUACAGUUCAAGAAAGUAUUAUUCCAAGAAAAAAAGACGGGAAAAUGUGUGGGUUUGCCUUUGUUCAAAUGAAAAAGUUCAGUGGUGCCAAGUUGGCAGUGGAGAAAAGUAAAAGUUUGAAAUUAAAGGGAAGAGAAGUCCAGGUUGAAUUUUCCAUCGAAAAAAGUAAAUGGGAGACCAUUCAAGAAAGAAGCGGUAAAAAGUCAACAAGAGAGAGAGUCGAAGGCGAAGAUGACGAGGAAAAUGAAGAUGAAGAAGAAAAAGAUGAAGAAAAAGAUGAUUCAGAUAGUGAUAGCGAAAGUGGAUCAGAUGAUGAUGAUGAUGAUGAUGAUGAUGAUGAUGAAGACAAGGAAGAAGAGCCUGCUAGACCAAGACCAAACAAACAAGAGCCAUACACUAUUUUCAUUCGUAACUUACCAUAUGAUGCGACAAAGGAAGGACUUACCAGCCAUUUCGGUCAAUUCGGUCCUAUCAAAUAUGCCUUGCCAGUGAUCGACAAAGAAACCGGUCUUGCCAGAGGUACAGGUUUUGUGGCUUUCACCACAAAAGAAGGUUAUGAAACUUGUCUUGAAAAUGCUCCAGAUAUGUCACAUUCUUCAGCCUCAUUGUUAUUAUCAGAUGAUGUUCCGGCUGCUUAUGUGUACGACGGGAGAAUUCUUUCAAUUACUAGUGCUGUGAACCGUGAACGUGCUGGAGUCUUAAAGGAUAAGAAUAGUGAGCGUAGAGCACAAUUGUUGGGCAAGCAAGUGGGUAACCAAGAUAAAAGAAACUUGUUUUUGUUGAACGAAGGUAGAAUUUCACCAACCUCCAAAAUUGCUGAGUUAUUAACCAAGACAGAUUUGGAAAUCAGAGAAAAGAGUUAUAAAGUGAGAAUCGAUCAAUUGAAUAAGAACCCAUCAUUACAUUUAUCCCUCACCAGAUUAGCAAUCAGAAACUUGCCAAGAGUUUUAACUGAGAAAUCCCUCAAGGCCCUUGGUCGUAAAGCGGUGGUUGAGUUUGCCAAAGAAGUCAAGACUGGUAAUAGACAAUCAUUGAGUAAAGAAGAACUUCAAAGAUCUACCAAACACAAAGAACUGAAUAGUUUGGAAGACCCUAACUCUAAAAAAUCUAAGAAAAAGGGGGUGGUUAGACAAGCCAAGGUGUUGGUCGAAGUCAGUGCUAGUGGUGAAGCUGGGAGAUCUAAAGGUUACGGGUUUUUGGAAUUCAAGGACCAUAGAAAUGCGUUAAUGGCACUUAGAUAUUUGAAUUGUCACGAAAUUACCAGAGAAGAAGUGAUGGAAGGUUUGACUGAUGAAGAAAAGAAAUUCCUUAAGUACGAAGGUGGUAACAAGAGAAGAUUGAUUGUUGAAUUUGCCAUUGAACAUGCCAACGUCGUGAAUAGAAGAAAGGAAAAAGUGCAAACUGCUAGACAAUUAUCUGAAAUUAAGAAAACGGGCAAGGAAGAGGAAGAAAAGGAAGAGAAAAAGGAAGAGAAAAAGAAUAAGAAAAAGGACGCCAAGAAGAGAACUCACGAGGAGGAGGAAAAAGACAAGACCCAAGAUAUUAUCAAGAAUAAGAGAAGAAAGAAGAAUGCGCAAAAGAAGAUGAAGAAGAAUUGA